This is a messenger RNA of Lineus longissimus, 3575 nucleotides long. Its product is annotated as atrial natriuretic peptide receptor 2-like. Gene Ontology annotation, biological process: receptor guanylyl cyclase signaling pathway; protein phosphorylation; cGMP biosynthetic process. The transcript has 25 exons. Gene Ontology annotation, cellular component: plasma membrane. Gene Ontology annotation, molecular function: peptide receptor activity; ATP binding; protein kinase activity. The coding region runs from base 41 to 3148 and encodes 1035 amino acids. The record is from RefSeq and is a predicted model, not a curated record. Lineage: Eukaryota; Metazoa; Nemertea; Pilidiophora; Heteronemertea; Lineidae.
UGAGGUCUAUUGUCUAUCUGAGAUUCUAAUUCCAGUUUGAAUGAAUAUGUGCUGCGAAUUGAAACUGAUUAUUUUUUGUUGUGUACUUUGUUCGUUCACUAUUUUACGCACGUGUUCUGGCGUGACAUUGAACAUGCUGGCGAUUCUUCCAAAGUCCGAUGGUUACUUCAAAUUUCCUUUCGGUCAGGAGAUGUCUGGUGCAGCAAUUUACAGUGCUUUGGAGGAGAUCGAACGCCGCGGUAUUUUACCAGGUUACAACUUCUCGGUGACAUUCGUUGAUACGGGAUGCAAGGCAAGAGAAGGACUAGGCAAUGCCUACACAGCCCUUCAAUCAAAACAGUUCGAUGUGGUGAUCGGGCCCCAGUGUUCUAACGUGUGUCGUCAUAUCGGAAGACUUGCCGCCUACCUAAACCUGCCAGAGUUCUCUGGGGUAUGCCAAGGCAUAGAGAUGUUGGAUAAAGUUGAAUUUAGGACCCUUACCCGUUUCUUGGGAACCUUCGAAAAAAGUGCUGCCAUGGUUUAUGAAAUGGUACAGACAUUUCGAUGGACCCGUGUCAGCGUCAUCUGGGAGAAGCACCCGGACAUCGUGUGGAUCCUGACCAAUGAUGCUAUACAGAAGGUCAUGAGUGAUAACAACGUGACUGUCGCCAGGACGGAAGUGAUUGGUGACGACCAGCCUGUAAGCCUGGAGGAGGCAUUGAAGAAUUGUGCAGCGGUCAGCAGAAUCAUCAUCCUAGCCAUUCGAGGUGACAAAGUGCGUAAGAUUGCCCUCCUCGCGUACGACCAAGGCCUGAUCAAUGGGAACUACAUAUUCUUUAGUCUUAUCUACUACCCGCAGAAAAGGGCAUAUGGCGACUUUAACUGGAAACAGAAUGACGGAAGGGAUGAUGACGCCCUGAAGGCUUAUGCAGCACUCUUCUUUAUCUUGUACUACAAUCGACACACGGGCGAGGAGUACAUUGCCUUCGAACAAGAUGUCAAGACAAAAGCUAAACAGUACUUCAAUUUCUCGUACGAUCCAGGAGAGCAGGUCCCCUACCAAGCGGCCAAUGUGUAUGAAGCGGUUUACUUGUUCGCCAGGUCUGUCAAUGAGACUCUAGCCGAGGGAGGUGAAAUAAAGAACGGCACGCUCAUCUCACAGCGUCUGUGGAAUCGGUCAUUUGAUAGUAUUACUGGUGCGCUGACAUUGAAUGCCAACGGUGAUCGUGAGCAAGCUUUCACAGUCAAACAUCUCCAGAGCUUCAAGACAGGAGAAAUUCAGACGAUAGGACACUACUUCAGCAUCAAUGCUCGUUUCCAGUUCCUGCCAGGGAUAGUGGUGCUCUGGCCCGGGGGAAGGACGACGGCGCCACUCGAUAGGCCAACCUGCGGAUACGAAAAUGAGUUUUGUAAAGAAGCGGAAGAGCAGCGAUUGGUGAUAACCCUUGCAGCGGUAACGGCUACCCUGGUCGUCACGAUGGUCCUGGUUGUAUCUGCGGUCUACUUCAUAUACAGGAGAAUGAUAUGGUUAAAAGCGGUUAAUGAUAUGAAAUGGAGCAUAAACAGGGUCGACAUAAAGCAAAACAAGGCAGCGAAUAGUAUGAUGUCACAAGUUUCUUUUGUUUCAUUGGGAAACAAAUCGGGCAUCGACCAACAAUUUAUCGAAACUGGGAUUUAUCAGGGUAACAUAGUUGCCAUGAAACACAUGAUUCACGUGAAGGAAGUGAAGUUGACUAACGCCCUCAAACAGGAGAUGAAAAUGUUGAAUGACCUAACUCAUUCUAACGUGGCACGUUUCAUUGGAGCUUGUAUCGAACCCAGUAAUGUUUUGCUCAUUACAGAAUAUUGUCCAAAGGGGAGCUUACAGGACAUUCUUGAAAAUUUUGACUUCGCCAUGGACCUACAUUUCAAGUUCUCACUCAUUAAUGACAUCCUGGAGGGUUUGACCUACAUACAUGAUUCCUACGCCAAAACGCAUGGCAAUCUGAAGAGUUCCAAUUGCCUGGUAGAUAACCGCUUCCUGGUAAAGCUUGCGGAUUUUGGUCCCGCGGAGUGGUACAUGAGGGACAAUAAGCCAGCCAAAGAUCUUCUUUGGACUGCCCCGGAAGUUCUCAGAAAAUUAGUUAAAGUUAGCACAAAAGAGGGCGACAUCUACAGCUUGGCUAUCAUCCUUCAGGAGGUUGUUGAAAGGAACGGGGUAUUCUAUAUGUCAGAGAGCACUUACAGCAGUGAAGACAUUGUCGCAGCAGUCAUCAAUCGAGCCACCUCACCCGUACGUCCAACUCUUGACCCAUCCAACUGCUCAGGUCCACUUGCCAUCCUGAUACAAAAAUGCUGGGCGGAUUAUCCGACGGAGAGACCCAGUCUCAAAGCAAUAGUCUCGGAAUUCGUUAAGGCCACUGGUACAAGGAAGACGAACAUCAUGGACGUCCUGAUUCGGCGUAUGGAAAAAUAUGCUAAUGACCUGGAGAACCUGGUGGAACAAAGGACGGCAAAAUAUCUUGAGGAGAAAAAGCGCACAGAAGAUCUUCUCCAUAGGCUACUUCCAGAGUCCAUAGCCAAGCAAAUCCAAGCCAAGGGCCAAGUGGAUCCCGAGUCAUAUGGGUGCGUCAGUAUAUACUUUAGCGAUAUCGUUGGAUUUACUAAACUUUCCUCCGAGAGCAAACCAAUAGAAAUUGUUGAAUUCCUGAAUGACCUUUAUUCUGCAUUUGACUUUGAGAUAUCACGUUUCGACGUCUAUAAGGUUGAAACAAUCGGCGAUGCCUACAUGGUAGUCUCCGGCAUGCCUAAGAGAAACGGUGACCUACAUGCCUCCGAGAUUGGGAAGAUGUCCUUGGGCCUUCUUAACGUCGUCAAAACAUUCGUAAUCAAGCACCGUCCUUUUGACAAGCUCCUGCUGCGGAUUGGUGCCCAUUCGGGCCCAUGCGUUGCUGGUGUUGUUGGGACGACGAUGCCUCGGUACUGCCUGUUCGGCGACACGGUAAAUACAGCUUCAAGAAUGGAAAGCCUGGGUGAAGCUUUAAAAAUCCACAUCAGUGCUGCAACGAAUAAACUGCUGGAAUCAAUCGGAGGGUUCAUCAUUUCUAUGCGAGGUGAUAUUGAUGUCAAAGGCAAAGGGAAAAUGACCACAUAUUGGUUGGAAGGUCUUCAAGAGGAAACGGCUACAUGAAGGACGAAAGCUCCUGGACGAAAAUCUCAACAACUAUAGAUAAUUCCGGCUCUGUUGCCUAACAGAAGUGAUACUUUGAUCUAGAGAAGUGUGACUCAUGAUAUACAAACGGAGUCUCCUUUGGAUCAUUCCUUGAACUACCAUAACUAUCACAUACCUGUAUUAAAAGCGCAAUCUUCGCACUCGGGCGCGGCAGUACUUGUUGUUAUUUUUGAGGUGGACGCUCCUUGCCGAUCCCUAAAAGGUCCAGCAAUCCUGCAUGUUUGCACUAGCACCACGCUAGAAACGGAUUCUUCAAAUUUCCACAAAAAGACAAAAUGGACACAGAAACUGGCGAUUUAUCACUUUCAUUAAUUGAUGAAGUCAAUCUUAUGCAUCAGCAGCAUCACCUUCUUCCGCGCUUGAGAGAGCCAGCCUGUUAUAAGUA